AUGCGUUCUCUCGAUGAAGCAAGGGUGCCGUGGCAGACUUUGCAGAAAUUCGAAUCACUUGCCGAUCUCAAGGAAGCCAUUCGCAACGAGAAUGAGCCCGAUUCGGUCACGAAAUCUAGAUCACUCCUCUGGAAGAUCUUUCUCCUAUUCGAAGGACUCGACCACUCACAAUGGAUACAACGAUCAGCAGACUCACGCUCAGCAUAUGCCUCAGUACGCUCGCAUCUACUGCGAGGGCUUGAACAUCCCGAAGAAGUGCUGGGAUCUAACCUAGAUCCAUUGAGCGAAGAUUCGGAGUCUCCCUGGGCCGUUCUACGACAAGAUGAAGCAUUACGUGCCGAGAUCAUGCAAGAUGUCGACCGAUGCAUGCCCGAUAACAUAUACUUCCGACAACCACAAACACAGGUCAUGCUGCUGGAUGUGUUGUUUGUGUUCUGCAAGUUGAAUCCUGAUGUAGGAUAUAGACAGGGUAUGCAUGAGCUGCUAGCUCCUAUCCUCUGGGUCGUGGAGAAAGAUGCAGUAUCUGGCAAGGCUACGGAUGACUCGGGCUCGGAGGACAAGAUGUUGUGUCAUGUCUUUGACUCGGAUUUUGUUGAGCAUGAUACAUUCACCCUAUUUGGUAUAGUCAUGCAGGGAGCGAAGUCGUUCUACGAGCAAGCAGCGCACAAGGCACCCUCAAAGCUAACAGCAGGUCCCACAAAGCCCGCAGCAACACUGGAGAAUCCAAUCCUUACUCGGAUACACAGGAUCUUUGACGAGUAUCUGCCCCAUGUAGAUCCAACACUUGCACAGCAUCUACAGGAGAUCGAUCUCAUCCCUCAGGUUUUCCUUAUGCGCUGGAUCCGACUACUGUUUGGCCGAGAAUUUGGGUUCGACGACGUCUUGAGCAUGUGGGAUGCCAUCUUUGCAGAUGAUCCAAGUCUCGAGAUUGUUGAUCUCGUUUGUUUGAACAUGCUUUUGAGAUUGCAUUGGGACUUGAUGGACGCCGACUACAACACAGCACUCACAACUUUGCUGAGAUAUCCCGCUUUGGAAGAUGGAAAGACUCCUCAAGAAUUUGUAACGAAUGCGGUCUACCUGAGAAACAACUUCAACCACGAAGGUGCAAGUACCCUGGUCGAGAAAUACUCAGGUCGACCCUUGCCACAACCAACCGAAACCCCUACCAGCACAUUACAACCAUCGAUGCCAGGAAAGUUGCGAAUGCAAAUGCCUGGCCGAGCAUCGAGCAACUUUGAAGACAUACUCCAAGGUGCUGCAAAGGGCGUCCUACAAAGAGGCGAGAAGUGGGGCAUUAACAAGGCUUUCCGGGACGCCAUGGACGAAGUGCGAAAGGGCGUGCGAGAGAUACAAGCAGUACAGACUCCUCAAGCGCCACCAAGACAUACACGAGGACUGUCAAGGCAGAGCGGUACGUCGGACAGAUCAACAAAUCCAAGCUUGCAACUCGCAAUGCUCGAGCAACGCAACACAGCGUUGUCUAAAAUGCUGAAGAAAGCUAUCGAUGAUCUAUGGGCAUACCACGAGACUGCUAUUGGAGGCAAGGCCGGAGAGGAAGAGUCGCUGAAUGGGCUGAGUAUGGCAAUCGCGAAAGUUCAGUUCAUCCAAGUAUAUCUUGAUGAUGCGACGGUGCCACUAUCUGCAGAAGAGGAGGCCAUCGAAGCGGGCAAGGAAGACGCUAUCGAGGUCAAAGAAGUUCAGCCGCAGAUCAAGGAGCCGACAAGUGCACACAUCGACAACAAGCCUGCCGUUCAAGAAGCGGAAGAGCCAGCAGAUGCAAAUGCGGUUGAAGAACAACCCAAGGACCAUGUUGAGCCAACGCAGCAGCACAAAGAUGCUGCGCGAGCGAAUGCGACAAAGACAACCGACAUUCCACUCGACUUCCAUACACCAAGGCCAACGUUAGCACAGUCAUCAUUCUCCUGGAUGCUUGGACAAUCUCCAGAGACCAGCGCAAGUAAUUUUGCUCAAGCAAAAGCGCUAGCACCAUCGGAUAUACGGCGCCGAAGCAAAGGUUUCUUGUUUGGAGACGAGGAUGACGCUAGGGCAGGGAGCCCGGAGAAAAAGAAAGACAGCAAGAGAGGAAAAGACAGGAAGAAGCAGGUCAAGAAGGAGGUCCUUUUUGAGCAAGACCCUGUCGAGGAGGAGUUUGAUCUCGGCGCGUUGGAAGAGGAAAAGAAGGCAGGAAGGGAGAAAGAGAAGGCAAAGGCCGAGGCCCAAGAAGGUGUCAAGGGCAAAUAG
Aureobasidium pullulans EXF-150 is the source of this 2241-nucleotide messenger RNA. RefSeq names its product RabGAP/TBC. Gene Ontology annotation, biological process: activation of GTPase activity. Bases 1 to 2241 code for a protein of 746 amino acids. The transcript has 5 exons. Gene Ontology annotation, molecular function: GTPase activator activity. The record is from RefSeq and is a predicted model, not a curated record. NCBI's taxonomy places the organism in Eukaryota, Fungi, Ascomycota, Dothideomycetes, Dothideales, Saccotheciaceae.